Molecule: messenger RNA, 2300 nt
Organism: Owenia fusiformis
Lineage: Eukaryota; Metazoa; Annelida; Polychaeta; Sabellida; Oweniidae
Source: the annotation of a GenBank genome assembly
CGCUGUGAAUCGGCCGUACUCUCGAGCGGGAAUUUCAAAACUGAAAAUGUGAUUGCCAAUGAUCUGCAAGAGAAAUUUCAAAUAUGUCUUUUGCAUCUAAACAAGUGGCCCAUCGAAGGCUACCGCCUUUACCCGGUUCUUCUAACACUCAUAAUUCGACUAGGAGGCGUACAAUGGACAGCCUGUCUAAUCUCUGCCCAGGUUCUCAACAAUCACUAUCAUUCAUGACAUCACUCAAUUCAAGCAUCUCAAAGGAAAUGAAUUCAUUUUUGACUCUGACACCAGACAAGGUACAAACAUAUCUUUCUACUCACCCUGGAGUACUUGAUGAAUAUGUGAUCAACCUUGUGAGUAGUGCAAAACUAGAAGAAUGGAUGGCAAAGAAAAAAGAACAUGCCCCCAAGCGCACUGAUAGUCAAUACGAGCAUGUUCCAAAUUCCAAUGAAGCUUACCUAAAUAAAGAUAUGACAACCGUAACCAACAAUCUUGUUAUGACAUUAAGUACAACAUGUGACAUCUCCCAGAUGCUCUAUGACAUCACAAACACCACAGCCACAGCUAUUAAAUCUGAUUGUUUUGCACUAUACAUAUUGGCCAACAGUGCACAUGAUGUAUGUUUAUUCAGACCCAAUGGAGCCAGGGAAAGCCGUUUUAAAGUCUGUGGCCCUGUAGGAGGUGGUACAACCAUUUCUGCACAUGUAGCAAAGACCAAGAAGACAAUUCUCCUCAGAGAUAUACUAGGGGAUGAAAGGUUCCCCAAAGGCACUGGAAUAGAGGGAAGCAGUGCUCAGUCUGUGUUGUGCAUUCCUAUCAUAAUACCCCAUGAUGAUAUUGUAGGAGUUGCUGAAUUUUCCAGGACUUGGGAAAGUAAACCAUUUGGUGAAAUGGAUCUUCAGACAGCUACAGCUAUGGUUGCAUGGUCAAGUGCUGCCAUCUACCAAGGGCAGAUCAAUAGAGGGCUCAUGAAGCAGGGAGAUCUGAACAACUUUCUUCUUGAGGUUUUCAAAAUCAUUUUUGAGGACAUUAUUUCCAUGGAAAAGUUGGUCUCAAAUAUAAUGAGCUUUACUAAGGACCUAGUUAAUGCUGACAGAUGUGCAAUGUUCCUAGUGGAUGAAGAGAAGGAUGAGCUGUAUUGUGAAUUGUUCGAUGAAGGAGCUGAAAAGGGAGAGAAUAGAUUCACAAAGAAAAAGAUUAGGUUUUCUACUAGUAAAGGCAUCAGUGGCCAUGUGGCAAGGACAGCUGAAGUUGUGAACAUUAAAGAUGCUUACCAAGAUCCUCGAUUUAACAGGGAUGUUGAUAAGCUGACGGGCUACACCACCAAGAACCUGUUGACAAUGCCUAUCAUAAGCAAGAAGAAGGUGACGGGGGUGGUACAAAUGGUAAACAAGGUUGGCCAUGAAGAGCAGGGAUUCUCAAGCAUUGAUGAGAAAAACUUUGAAACCUUUGCAGUAUAUUGUGCCAUGGCUUUGUAUCUUUCUAAGCUUUACUCCACACUGAAUCACCAGACCAUGAUUCACGCCAUAGCAAUAGAGCAACUCAGCUACCAUCAACAAGCUUCUGAGGAGGAAUUUGGACGAUUACUCAGCAAACCAUUUUCCAAUAAGGUCACCUUAAGUGACAUUGAAAAGUAUGAAUUUUAUGGCAAGGAGUAUGACAAAGACCUCCCCCAGUUGUUUCUCAUGAUGACCACAAACCUCUUUGGAGCAGGCCUCUUUAGUCUGUCAAAGCUAUGUCGUUUUGUGCUAACAGUGAGGAAGAACUACCGACCUGUGGCCUACCACAACUGGCACCAUGGGUUCAAUGUUGCUCACUGUGUCUACUGUAUACUGAUACGUACCAUGCCCAAUGGCACAUUCACUGAGCUACAGGCCCUUGGUCUGUUCAUAGGAGCUAUCUGCCAUGAUUUGGACCAUAGGGGAUACAACAACAUGGGCAUGAAGAACAUUGACAGUCCCAUAGCUGCCCUGUAUUCUACAUCGCUGAUGGAACAGCACCAUUACAAUCAAACUGUCGGGAUUCUACAGCAAUCUGGUCAUGAUAUUCUGGACUUCCUCACGAAGGAGGACUACAAGACAGUUCUCAAGUCAAUAAAAGAUGCAAUCAUUGCAACUGAUCUCGCAAUAUAUUUUGGCAACCAGAAGAUUCUCACGAAAGAUUUAGAUGAGGGAACAUUUGAUCUCGACAAAAGGAAGAAUGAAGUGAUGGCCCUCAUGAUGACUGCAGCUGACCUUUGUGCUAUAUGUAAACUAUGGCCUACACAACAAGAGACUGCUAUACUCAUCUAUAUUUUGCAGGAAUGA